UUACGAUGCUAACAUAAUAACUAAUAUUAACUGUAAAACAGUUGUAUGUCAAAGUUUGCCGUGGUCAUUAGAGGCUCUUUCAUGCCACUACUGUACAGAGCAUGUGCCCCAUUGCUUUGGCGUGUCACUUGUAGUCCAUCAACAGAUCCAAUUGUCCCAGUCAGGGGGCUGCACUAAUGAGCUCCUCCUCCUCAUUUUGGGGAUUUGCCCCGGGGUGCAUGAGCCUGUGGACAGAGCUCUGGUGCUGGUGCUGCUGACUGCUGUAGAUAACAGUAAAUACAGCCUUAUCUGUGAACACAAAGGGUGACACAAAGAUGUGUUGAAGUGGAAUCAGCAUUCAACUCUUCAAGUUAAGACUGCAGUGUUUCUAGUGCAGUUUGAGUUUGUCCACAAUGACUGUCACCUACACAGCCAGAGUUGCAAACGCUCGCUUCUGUGGAUUCUCCAAGCUGCUCUUGGCCUGGAAGGGAAGCAUCUACAAAGUUUUAUACAAGGAGUUUAUGGCUUUCUUUGCCAUGUACACGGCCAUAAGCAUUACGUAUAGAUUUUUCCUGUAUGAUGACCAGAAGAGAUAUUUUGAAAAGAUCGCCAUUUACUGUAACCACUAUGCUAGUCUGAUCCCUAUGUCUUUUGUAUUGGGUUUCUAUGUGACUCUUGUGGUGAAUCGUUGGUGGAGCCAGUACACCUGCAUCCCGCUCCCUGACCAGCUCAUGUGCAUUCUCUCUGGUGGCCUGCAGGGCAGCGACGAGCGGGGCCGUUUACUCAGAAGAACCAUGAUGCGGUACGCGAGUCUGUCCGCCCUCCUCAUCCUGCGCUCUGUCAGCACCGCCGUGUUCAAGCGCUUUCCCACCAUUGACCAUGUGGUAGAGGCAGGUUUCAUGACAAGAGAGGAGAGGAAGAAGUUUGAAAGUCUCCAGUCUCCCUAUAACAAAUACUGGAUCCCCUGUGUUUGGUUCUCUAACUUGGCUAAUGUGGCUCGGUGUGAGGGCCGGAUCAAAGAUGACAGCACACUUAAACUUCUGCUAGAGGAGCUGAACGUGUUUCGGGGGAAGUGCAGCAUGCUGUUUCAUUACGAUAUGAUCAGUGUGCCUCUGGUCUACACACAGGUUGUUACUUUGGCGGUUAGCUUCUUUCUGGUUUGUUUAAUUGGUCGACAGUUUUUGGAUCCUGCUCAAGGUUAUCCUGGCUAUGACCUCGACCUCUAUGUGCCCAUCUUCACUCUGUUGCAGUUUUUCUUCUACGCUGGAUGGCUCAAGGUGGCAGAACAACUUAUAAACCCUUUUGGUGAAGAUGAUGAUGACUUUGAGACCAACUGGCUGAUAGACAGGAAUUUUCAGGUUUCCAUGAUGGCAGUGGAUGAGAUGUACGGUGACCUGCCUCUAUUACAGAGGGACAGAUACUGGAAUGACUCAAACCCCCGACCGCCCUACACUGCUGCCACUGUCUUUGUCCUGCGCAAACCCUCUUUCCAGGGGUCCACCUUCGACAUGUUGUUGCCUAAAGAUGAGAUGCACUUCCAGCCUUUGGAGGACAUUGCUGAAAACCUGGAGGAGUCGGGCAGUCGUGAGUCCAACAUGGCGCUUUUAAACCGUCUCCUGAACGUAGCCCCCAGCUCCAGUGGUCUGAUGGGAGGUGCGCUGCGCCGCACCUCAGCCCAGCUACAGAGGUUACGCCAAUAUCCCAGUGUGGACCCCACUGCCAGUGACGAAGAGGAGGAGAGCGCUACAGUAAGUAAAGAGUCCCUACCAUCUGGACAGAAACAGGACACCCAGAGCACAGUGUGUAGUUUGAAGGAGAUGUGCGUUGGGGCACCUCUUCUGGACAUGCAAAUUGGAUCAGACCCUCUGGAGUUGAGGAUUGAGGAGGAUGGAGAUUCACUCAAACAGGUAGAGGACAUCCCAUCUACAGUGUCCCUGCUCCCUCCGCCACCUCAGCUCAAAAAGACCAGACCUGUCUCUGCCAUCACCCCACAGCUGUGUAACUUGCUUCAGCCCAUUGACCCCGCCCACCUGGAGAACAGCAGGUCUCAACCAGUCAUCAACAAGAACCAUACCACACUCUCCACCAUCAGCCCAUCCUCUGGAGUACACGAGACACCCUGUGCCCAAUCACUGAGAGCCCACAGUGUAAGUAUGGGCCUAGAAAUCAACGGGGCACAACAUGAUGAUGACUUUAAUCAAUCCUAGAUGUCUGAGUCAGACUUGAUCAAGCAGUCUCUCAGCUGCCCUGGGACAGACAAUGAAUGUAUAACCUUAAAACCAAAUAUCGUACGCAACCACUCCUUCAAAGUUAGUGAGGGAUAUUAAAUUCUACAUACAAAAAGCAAUAUAUAGUAUUUGUUUGAUCUGCAAAUACUGCUACUAUGUCUAGAGUUGUACUGCAUUGGCUUUUUUCUGAAAUGCACUUUCAAGAAGCAAUUUACAAAUCUUUUCACUGUAAUACUUAAUUAUAUAUUUAAUACUGUGCAGUAUUUUGUCCUUGAUUUUAUUACAAACACAAAGCAUUAGUAUCGUAAAACACACCGUCUACUCAUUUAUUCAUUAUACAAUGAAUGAAAACUACAACCAAAAUAACAUAUUGGACAAAUAAGUUACCAGAAAUGGCCAGCAGGUGGCAACAGUUUCAAACUAAAGUCAACACUACUUUGUUGAUGAGGUCAAAAUAAAACGAUUAACUCUCAUCUAUUAGGCUUUGUCAGGUUUUGUACUUGGGCCUCAGAGUGGACAGCCUUUGUUUGGCCAAAAAGGACUGGGCUGGACCUGGAGAGCGAGGCUCCUCAGUGAAGCCAUGCUUUUGUAGAACUGUAGACUGGGUAGAAAUCAACAUGUUACUAUAGCUUAGAAAUUACAGACAAAAAUGUGGACAAAAAAAUAAGCUUGUACAGUCUAACUUUAAACUGGUGCUGAUUCUGAAUAACUUUGAAUGUCCAACAGCCUCUGUUUUCAAAGCUUUGAGGUCAGCCCAAAGCUACGAUCCUGACUUCAGCCAAAGUGACAUAAUUACCACACUAGUUAUUACAUGGCAUUUAGGUAUUUAGACACUGUAAUUAUUAUGUGCGUAAUAUAGUGAAAACUUUGUACUUAGAAGUAAGCAAGGACUGAAAAUCUAUAGGAUAGCCAUGCACUAAAAAUAUUAUUCACGCUAAAUAACUAAUAUAAGCAGUACUCAUUACUCAACUAAACUGUAAUGAAAUGAAGCUGGUGCAACCACAAUUAAUACUACCUAUUGACUAUUGGCAUUACAUACUAAAUGCUAAAUUUACUACUCCUGUUAUUAUUACAAUGACCACUAUCUACUAUAGGGAAAAAAGAAAAUAGAAGAGCAUUUAGUUUUGUUGAUAUUUUUAAAGAAAAUCUUGCUUCAGUCCCAGCUUCCAUAAAACAAAAAAAAUUUAUUUUUAAUGUCUUAUUGUGGCUGCAACUGUGCACCCACUUUAUAAAUAAAGCUUUCAAUGUGCUUAACCCUUACACUUCUAUUGGUUUAUUAAAAUGUGCACUAACCAUUUAACACUAUCCACCAUUCACCUUACCAUGUGUUGCCAUGCUGUAAGUAUCAGUUCCUCCUCUUGAUCUUGCAUGGUCCUCCUUUCACGAGAGGCUGAGCCCUGUACGUCCACAUAAAUUAAUAGUCUAGUAUUUGUCCUUGUCUUACCCCAAACAAGAAGAAUGAAUAACAUAUCCACUCACCUUUGGAGCAGCAUUUGAAUCAAAAGGUCUAAAAUUGAUACUCAUUAUUUAGUAACUGUAUCUACUGCUUCACUGACUGUUAAGUUUGUCCUGUUUGGAGCAGAGAGGGGCCCUGGUUUGGUGGUUUAGCCUGUGGUGGGGGUACACUAUAGAGGUGCAGCAGAGAGCUUACACACUGGGCUCCUGGUUUAGUGAGAGAUCACAUCCUGCUGACUGCGGCACAUUCGCUGUGGUCAGUAAUGGGACUGGGGAUUUGAAGGUAAGCACCACUAUACAAUUAGAUGAAACCGAUAAGCUGUAACAGCAAGUUUGAUGGUACAAAUUGUGAAAGAAAUAAAUGGCAAAUGGACUAAUUUAUAUAACACUUUUCCACAUCUAACAGUGCUUCACAUCAAGGAACCACACACCCAAUCUACAUACACACACAUUCACACACCACUGUACACAGACACUGGAGGUGAAGUGGAUAAAGUGUCUUGCCCAAGGACACUCUGCCCCUGUGGCAGCUGGGAUCAACCUGCCAACCUGUGGGCCAGUUGAUUUGACCAAUCUUCCAAAUAGUCUUAUGCUGGGAGGGGAAUUCGAACCCCCAACCUUUGAAUCAGUGGGCCAACACCAACAGCGCUUUUGAGCUGACCUUCAGGUGGUACAUGGCGACCUUUAUAGUUCACUCUAUACACUUGGCGCAAAGCACAUCAAAGUUGGGUUUUAUGUGUGAUAAACUAAGUCUAUAUCAGGACUAAAUUGGGACAAGUGUGAACAGAAAUACUCCUUUGAAUUCGUCCUUGUUGAGAACUUGCAUAUUUUGUGGUUUAGCCUCAAGUUUUAGACCUGGAUCAGGUCUAGUCAUAUUUGGGGAGACAAAUAUUUUCCUAUUUAGUAUGUGCACAUCACUCUGAUAAGGUGAAUGGGAAAAAUUGCAUCAAAUAAUUGGAAAUGUAAGUUUGUGUAUGAUCCAGACAUUGGUACAGCGGAGUUUAGAGUUUGAGGAAAAUAUAACAUUGAAUAUGGACAAAUAAUGUUUAAAUUCUAUAUAAAUCAAAAAAGCAGUUGAAUUUAUAUUUUAUUUUUAACAAUAGACAUAAAAACAAAUCCAAACGGCAACUAACACAACUUGAAAAUUAGGAUUAAACUUGUACUGCCAGACUCUGACUAGAACAAGACUCAACAAAGUCUGCAUUAGGACUGAACCUGGAUUAAACUAGGAUCAAUGUCCAAUAUUUCAUUUGUCACGUGAAAAGCAGCUUGUUUCUCAGCUCAGUAUGUACUGCUGUCACAUACACAGAAACACUGUAAAUCCCCUCAUAGUCAGACAUCAGUGGGCCAGACAUACACCUUUAAAAUAGACCAGUUUUUAAUAAAUAAAAAUAAACACGCUAUAUUUUCUGAAGCUGCUGAGUAAUAAUAACUUGAUACUGAUGUAAAAUGGUCACAUGGCAGUAACAUUACCGUACGCAUGUUUUUGUCAUUAAGUGUGAAAACAUAAGUGUGGGGGAGGAUUUUCAAAGAGCUGUGUGCAUUUCUCUAGAACCACAAGUAUUAAGGUCAGCCAGAAACCAGCAACCAAGCCCAACUGACACUUUACCUGUAAACUGGUUAUUACAUGGUAUUUAGCCUGGGAUUUUUGACUAAAGGUGUAUUCUUCUACAUUAUGAUAUAUAUUUAUAUAUAUUUUUUUUCUUUUACUUAUUUAUUUGAUUUUAUUGUGACAACUUUGAAGAAUAACAGUUGUGGCAGAUAUUGUAUGUUUGUAAGAUGGUAUAUUUUUGCCUGACCAAACCAGUCUUUCCUAUAUUGUCAAAGUGUGUGGCUUUGGAUGGCAGGCAUUCUUUUAAAGUAAGUUAUUAUUGGAAAUAAAAACGUGUACUUGUUUAAUUACCUGGCACCAUUGUAGGACGUUAUGAGCUUGUGGUGCUGAUGCUUCAGAAGUGCAAUUGUAGAAAAAAAAAUGUUAUUGGUAUAGAGAGAGAAGAUAUUUUGAAUAUUUAACUAGUUAAAGAUGCAGUAUAACUGUGAGUGUGGGGUCAGCUUCAAGUAUAUGCUAUUGCUUUGCCUUUUUAUGGAGACAAGUAGGUGACAACAAUAGGCUAACUUCAAGUUACAGGUCAGAUCUAGAGAGUGGUGCCCAUUUAUGUCAUGCUUUGGAACAUUAAAGGCAAAGCACUAACAUCUCCAUGGUCCAAGUUACAUUGUGCACCUUUAAAAUAGCUGAUUAAAUAUUUGCCUAGGACAAUCAGUUUCUAAUUGCAAUAACCUAAUACAACUACAUGCCCUCAGAGGAAAAGACUUCUGUGAUAAUAUUAAUGUUGUUACCGCACUUUCUCUUUACACAGGUCUUGUGUACAGGAGGAUUACUCUUUAACUAAAUCGUCACGUGACAGUAGCGUAUGUUCUGUACUUUGAGGGGAGUGUGUUUGGGGCACACCCUGCUCCUCUCCAAAGGUGCGUCCAGCCGCCUCGUUGGGACAGGCCUGUCUGGUUCUGUGUCUGCAGCCUCUGUCCGCUCUGUUUGUAUAUGUCCCUCUGUGUUUCUACCAGGCUCUUAUCGGCUGUGUGGUAAUGGUCUGGAGAUAACUGGAGGAAAUACUGCAGGUUAAAGAUCGUUGGUGAAGCAGAGAAGUUAUUUUUAUGUAGGUUUAUACAUUUAUUUUACUUGUUAAGGUUAAAGAGAGACUUAUUUUUUCAUAUUAUAAGAUUAUAAUAUGGUAUAAUUAAGAGAACUCUUGUAAAUUAAGAACACUCUGAAGUAAAAUGUUGUUAUGUUUAGUUGUCUGAAGAAAGGCUUGACCCCGAAACGUCACAUUGUAGUAUUAAAAUAAAGAUUUGGGAGUGCCAAAGAACUGCAGUGCAGAUCUGUUUUUUAUUUUGCACAAUUAGUUGAAUGAUACCACCAACAAAGCAGCUGUUUUACCUAAACAUGUUUACAGUUAAAUAGGCACACGUUUUAUUGCAAAUGCUCAUCAAAAUAUUCACAGAAUGUACUAGCACUACAAUACGGCUUAAACUUGCAGCAUAUUUUGGAAAUAUUUUAUAUUUUUAUGCUUUUCAUACAAACAUCUAUUUGCUUCAUUAAUCCCUGUCACACAUUUGACUAAAUCUGGUGUUUAGCUGCGAGUAUUAGCAAAUGGGCCGCUGAUUAAAAUGGUGUAUAUUUACCCCAGGCAAAUUUGAACCCUGUCUAAACUAUUUCUCUUCACUCAAUUGGCAUAAACACGUUGUUAUAUAAUUUGGUACAGGGUUAUAUUUAACAUGAAUUUCUCUCAGAUGCCUCUCCAAAUGAAAAUCUAAUUAAAUGUGUUGCACGGUUUAAUGCAGGCUCUUGGCAGGUGGCAGAGCUGAAGCCUUUGAUUUCAAAAUACUUGGAAACAUCUCAUCUUUGUUUUUCUAUUUAGUGGCAAUAGAGGUAAUGAUAACAAUGGUAAAAGAAAUGGAGGUAGAAGUGGUAGUAUUUGUAUUAAUGGUAUACAAAUAAUAAUUUAAAUAGGAGUACACACUGUAUCACUAAUGUUUGCAGUAUCAUAAGUAGUGGCAGUAGUAAUGGAAUACGAAGAAGAUUUUUUAUUAAAUAGUACUACCAUUUUAACCUACUUUCUACUUCUGUGUAAACCAACACAUAGUACAAAGCAAAACAACUAUAACCAGUGGUAAUACAAGGCCUGCAUGAGCGUGUGUUAAGUCCACUGUCACUGCCGGGAGGCGCCACAUCUGCACACUGACAGAUGUUUCAGACCAGGGUACUGCAGGCGCACUAGUUAAGGGGCAACUCCCCACUGCUCUUAUCCCCUGUAC
Molecule: messenger RNA, 7475 nt
Organism: Boleophthalmus pectinirostris (great blue-spotted mudskipper)
Lineage: Eukaryota; Metazoa; Chordata; Actinopteri; Gobiiformes; Gobiidae
Gene: best2
Product: bestrophin 2
Molecular function (GO): chloride channel activity
Source: RefSeq, a predicted model, not a curated record